AUGAACCCUUGCCAUCAUCAUGACAUUGUGCUCUUCUGCUUGCUCAGAUCGGCAACCUACCAACCAGUACAGAAACCAACAACAAUGAUAGUGUCUACUAUCCGAAUUUCUGCUUUGGCGGCGCUGUUCACGACGGUCUGCAAUGGAUUUUCUGCUUCCUUGUCUAAUAGUAGGCAAAGACGGAAACCUGUAGGGUUGUCCGCGCAACGAUUGAUUUGCGAGUUUGAGGCUUCCGACUUUUCCCUGGCCACGGGAGAAUGGCCGUACACAACGCAAGAUCUUUCUCGACUGGACAAUUCCAAAGAUGAUUUCUUCUACGACACUCCCAGGUUUGUCACACACAUUGACGACCGUGCCAUUGAGUCUCUGACCAACUUUUAUCGAGAAGAAAUGGCAGCCGUGGCUCUGAAAAAGAAGACUAAUGUGGACGUCCUCGAUUUGUGUUCGAGUUGGAUCUCUCAUCUGCCCGACGACGACAUUGUACCGUUUGGCAAGGUCGUUGGCAUUGGCAUGAAUCAACAAGAGCUGGAAGCCAAUAAACAAUUGACAGACUACUUUGUGCAGGAUUUGAAUGAGAAUCCGAAAUUGGAGCAAUUGGAGGAUGCAUCCUUUGACGUGAUUUGCAAUGUGGUGUCGGUAGACUACUUGACCAAGCCAAAGGAAAUAUUUCAAGAAAUGCAUCGGAUUUUACGACCCGGUGGAUUGGCCCUCAUGAGUUUCUCCAAUCGAUGUUUUCCGUCAAAGGCUGUCAAUAUGUGGUUACAGGCUGAUGAUAUUGGUCGCAUGACCAUUGUGGGAUCGUACUUUCACUAUACUGCCAAGUGGAAUCGCAUUGAAGCCUUGGAUAUCCUCCCCGAAAAGGUGGAACGACCCAAGGCACCCAGCAUGACGGAAAUUCUUCAAAACCCGUCCAGUGGAUUUGCUUGGAUGACAACGGCAGCUGCAGUGCAAAAACAGAAUACCGGAGAUCCCAUGUUUGUCGUCAAGGCUGUAAAGUAA
Molecule: messenger RNA, 999 nt
Organism: Seminavis robusta
Lineage: Eukaryota; Bacillariophyta; Bacillariophyceae; Naviculales; Naviculaceae
Source: the annotation of a GenBank genome assembly